ACCAACUUGUCUCGCGUAUCCCGAACAACGCGCCUUCAUAAACAACACUCUAACAACUACUCUUCGUCGUGUUCAGGUUGGUGACUAUGGCCAAUAUCGUCACUUUGAAGGUGUUGCUGAUUGCUCUGUCGCUGAAUAGUCGCUACAGUCGUUGUUGAAGCAAUUCUCACUGCCACGAGUUGUAAUCAAUGCAAGAACACCCUCUGAAGAACGCAGUCGCCCUGCCAGUCCGUAGCUCGUCAUUAAGUGCUCCACCCUCGUCGCCACAGGUUCAGACGUCCUCACCGCUCUCAGCAGUGCCGCCGCCGUCGCCACCGUCGUCGGAUCGACCUCUAGAAGCAGUUGUGACUGCCAAGACUCAAGAAAUGGUCUCAAUUCGCUCUCGUGCUCGAGUGGCGCGCUCGGAGCCCUUGGAGUAGCUUGAAUCGGUGCUGGAGCACGCCAUGUUG
Molecule: messenger RNA, 449 nt
Organism: Dissoconium aciculare CBS 342.82
Lineage: Eukaryota; Fungi; Ascomycota; Dothideomycetes; Mycosphaerellales; Dissoconiaceae
Exons: 1
Coding region: 189-419 (76 amino acids)
Source: RefSeq, a predicted model, not a curated record